GGGAGUUGACUGAGGCAAGAUCGGGUUUCGGGCGUAGGCUUCCCUCACCAAUUAGAAAGAAGAUGUCUUGCGCUGAGUAUUCUUUUCAUGUGCCAAGUCUAGAGGAGCUUGUUGGACUUCUGCAGAAGGGGCUAACGGAUAACUUUGCUGAUGUCCAGGUCUCUGUAGUUGAUUGCCCUAAUUUGACCAAGGAGCCAUUUACCUUUCCCGUAAAAGGUAUCUGUGGGAAAACUAGAAUUGCAGAAGUAGGAGGUGUGCCUUACUUAUUGCCUCUUAUAAAUAAAAAAAAAGUUUAUGAUCUAAAUAAAAUCGCAAAAGAAAUCCAGCUUCCUGGAGCUUUUGUUCUUGGAGCAGGAGCAGGCCCAUUUCAGACUCUUGGAUUUAAUUCUGAGUUUAUGCCAGUUGUUCAAACAGAAAGUGAACACAAACCUCCUGUGAAUGGAAGUUACUUUGCUCAUGUUAACUCUGCAGAUGGAGGGUGCCUACUUGAGAAAUACAGUGAGAAAUAUCAUGAUUUUGGGUUUGCAUUACUGGCUAAUCUUUUUGCCAGUGAAGGCCAACCUGGAAAGGUCAUUGAGGUGAAAGCCAAAAGAACUGGAAAACUUAACUUUGUGACUUGUAUGAGACAGACUCUUGAAAAACAUUAUGGAGAUAAGCCUGUAGGAAUGGCAGGUACUUUCGUGAUGCAGAAGCGAAAAGUGAAGACUCAUAUCAUGCUGGCAGAAUUUUCUUCCUGCCCAUUGAACUCUGAUGAAGACGUGAAUAAAUGGUUACGUUUUUAUGAGAUGAAGGCUCCUUUGGUUUGUCUGCCAGUUUUUAUCUCCAGAGACCCAGGGUUUGAUUUGCGGUUGGAGCACACUCAUUGUUUUAGUAAUCAUGGAGAAGGUGGACACUACCGUUAUGACACCACCCCAGAUAUAGUGGAAUAUCUUGGAUACUUCUUACCUGCAGAGUUUCUCUAUCGCAUUGAUCAACCAACAGAGACCCAUUCAUUUGGGCGAGAUUAAAUCGACUGAUACUCGUUUGACUGAUUAACUCAUUAAUUGAUACUAAUAUAAAGCCUAAUAGAAAUGAUCUCACUACUUAAUAAGCCCUAUUUUUUUUUGGCCUUUGAAAUGAAAGGUAUGUUGACACUGUGCUCUCUAUUACUUCACAGAUCUAUCUGAAAGGGAUUAUUGGGAACAAAGACACAUGAUGGAGAUGUUCUUCAUUCUUUUUAUUCUAAAAAUCAGUCUUAUGUUUAUAAUUAAAUAUAAACAGGAUUAAGAAUCAAGUGAUGAUCCCUACUAGCUAAUGGCAAUAAUUUACAUUUGUAUAUUCAGUUUUUCAAGUUAGUCUUACAACUGCUAAGUGGAUGUUUCUGGGUAUUAGAAAAAUCAGUGCUGGAAAUGUUGAUAGUUGUUAAAUCUUUCUACUGAAUUUUUAAACUCCAUUUUCGAAGUCAAAGUACACUUUUUCCAUGGAAUAAGUGGUCAGAGGGAGCAACUUUACUCCUUUUGGUGAUGUUGAUACUCCGAAGUUUGCAAUUUGCCUUUAACAAAUAUUAGCAACCAGACGGUUAGCCAUGAUUCCUCCUUUGUUUGGACUGUCAGUUGGAAGCAGUUUCUGCCU
Molecule: messenger RNA, 1611 nt
Organism: Physeter macrocephalus (sperm whale)
Lineage: Eukaryota; Metazoa; Chordata; Mammalia; Artiodactyla; Physeteridae
Product: ester hydrolase C11orf54 homolog
Cellular component (GO): nucleus
Molecular function (GO): zinc ion binding; hydrolase activity, acting on ester bonds
Source: RefSeq, a predicted model, not a curated record